AAGCCCGUCGUCCACGUGCGAGAGAAAUCAGCUGCUUUUUCGCCCAAGUUCCGCAAAAGCCCGUCGAGUCGAGGAACGCGAGAAAGCGAACCCAAUAUUCAAAAGGAACAGGGAUCACCAGCAGGGUUCCUAGUUACCAUUCAUGAUCGGGGGAUAAUACAGGUAUAACAAGUACCACAUUCUGCCCCCUGGAUGGCUGUGCCCAAACCCACAAGUCCGUACAUGUAACUCAAGUUCCAGUAUGGUGGGGAACCUCCUUGGGCUAGGCACUUAAGUGACCCUGUGCCAAAUGAUCGUACUGGGAGAGACCAGGGCGAGUUCCGCGAUUACUCCCGGUUGUUACGUCCUUCUAGUGGUGGUGGUAUAGUUCUAUGCAGCUACGUGCACAAUGAACGAGCGAUAAGGAACGAAGGGGAAAGAGAAGAGGAGAAAGCACCCGAAGAUUUCGAGCCGAGGGAUCCCAUUAGACCAGUGACGUCCAAAGGAAACACAAGAUCCCGUUUGAAGAAGACGAAGAGGGCGGCCACCUCUCAGUAGAACAAGAAGCCUUGAAAGUUGUUCAACUUUCUUGACUAGUUCUACAAUAAAGCAACGAGCUACGACGAUCCCCGUGAGCGCGGCGAGAUUUCGUGUUCUCUCGCCCCGGGCGGGCUUGUUGUGUUCCUUCGAGUCUGCGAAUUGGGGGCUCUUUUUGUGUCCCUCUUAAAGUCGUGGGACAGGGGCUGGUGGUGGAACAACAGUGCAGACCAUCCACGCCUUUUGACCCCCAUAAUUGGGGAGGAUCUAAGAGACUCAGACAAAUCAAACUCCACCCGACGAAGAGAGAGAUCUCUCAUUAGCGUGAAUUAAACGAGAGACACACGGCUCGAAAUGUGUGACCAUUCAAAUGUGAGCCUGAUUUGUGCUACUGCGACUGGCUGUUGAAUUGAUUCGCAUUAGCGUGGUCGACAAUCAUGGGCGAUCGAGAGUUCGAGGAGCUGCUGGUUAAUUCCGCUCAUCGACAGUACGAGCCUCGAAUCAUUCCAUCGCAUUUGAAUACUUCGCCUCGAAACUAUCAACUUGUGCAUGCAAUCACUCCAUUAGAAGAGAACAAAAGUUUCCUGGAAAAGGUCCAAUUGGGCGAGGUGUUAUGUGGCAUUCCCGAAGAGGACCGCCUCUACCCCUCCUUCACUAAUCAUAAUCCGCCUCCUGCAUCCACCUACUCGCAGCUCCAACACAGCAUCGAAACCAGGUUCCAAAACCUGCCUCCUCGCCAUAUUUGGAGCAGCUCGGAAGAUGAAGAAGACGAGGAUGAGGAUGAGUUGGAAGAAUGUGUGCUGGAGGCCUGCCGAAAACCCACAAUUCGAUGGUCGGAUCGGUGUUCCACUCAAGAGCUCAAAACCACUAAGAUAGGGGGCUCGCAUUCAGAGACCCAAUCCAAGAAUGCUUUGGUGAAAACAACACCACUGUGGAGCAACAACGUGAACAACAAUAACACCAACAGCAGGAACGACGACAACAACCAUAGUCACAACAACGUUAAAAUCGCCAGCGGUAAUACUACCAAUACCAAUGCGAGCAGCUCGAAGAAACCUGUUUCAAAUUCAAUCAGACCACAAGGCCAACAAAGCUCAUCGUGCAACAACGAGACCUUCCAAAGGUCACGGCGACGAAGGCAAUUACCUGAAGUCCCCAAAGACAAGAAACCCUUGGAACAAGUAAAUGGUGUCUCGCUAUUGGAGGAGAUCCGAGAGGCUUCGUGCUCCACUAAAAGCAAUAGCCAACAGCUCCAACAUCAUAUACAACAACAACAACGACAACAUCAACAGCAAACUGAUCCUCAACCCAAUUUCAACAAACAGACUUCUAGGUCGACUCCGAAUCUGGAUGCUCCGAGUUUGCCACCACGAAGGCAUUGCUCGUCCCCAAAUUCGUUCGCCUAUCAGAAAGUUAUCACUCCUGGUAAAUUGUCUAACCCAAUGUUGGCUAACUUCAUACGAGGCGACGAUGAGCUCGGCAUGUUAGAUAGCGGUGAAGAUGGGCCCGCUUAUGAUUCCGGAAAUUCCACCAGCCAUUCACCUGAUGAGCACCAACUCAUGCAAAGAUCCUUGUUGUUGAAUAACAGUUUCACCACAACUUUGGAAGAUACUGACUACGAUCCAGCCUCGUUGACUUCUCCCCAAUGUGAUGGUUUCGAAAUGGGAGGCCGUCAGCUUCCUCGGGUUCCAAUCCAAUACCCCCCAACUCGAAGAGUUACUCCACUUUUCAUUCUUCCGAAGAAAUUGGAACUCCUCGAUCCCACACAUCGAGGCCUUCACCGUUUUAUUCCUCGACACUACGAUGAAGUUGAAAUCGAUAUUGGGGAUCCAGUCUAUGUCCAGAAGGAGGCAGAGGAUUUAUGGUGCGAGGGUGCCAAUCUCCGCAGCGGGAAAAUCGGUAUCUUUCCAUUGGCUCAUGUUGUGGACGUGGAGUACAAUGAUUUCGAUCCCAAUGGCGUGAAUAGCGAACGAAAAGAACGUUAUCUCUUAGAAUACAUCGGAUCCGUGGAGAGCCAUUUAUACAAGGGCAAUGCGGUUCUCUGUCAAGCCGUGAAGAAGAUCGUUGGUGCUAAGGUGGCUCCAAAGAAGCAUGCUUGUGUCAUUGAGAUCUCAGACAAGGGAAUCAAGAUGAUCGAUAAGUCUCGACUCAAUCUCUCUCGACAUCCCAAUCAAGACUAUUUCUACAGCUUAAAAAACGUGACCUUCUGUGGCUUCCACCCUUCCAAUAGUCAAUAUUUAGGCUUUGUCACCAAACACCCGAAACUUCCAAAAUACGCUUGUCACGUGUUCGUCGGAGAGGGAUCCACUCAACACGUGGCUGAGGCCUGUGGGCGGGCUUUUAACCGAUUCUAUCAAAAAUUCAUUGAAACAGCCUAUCCGGUGGAGGAUAUCUACUUGGAAUGAAGCAUCAAGGGAGAUGAAAGGCUCCAACCCGAGCUCUUGGCUCCCAUUCCCAUUUUUAGUAUUGCCCUUGCGCCCCGUUUCCAUCGAAUCCAUUAGGAAUGUUUUUCUUGGAGGCCCAAAAGAAACAUACCCCCAAUCAUAAACAUCCACGCCUUUAACGAUGUCGGGAUGUCUCCCAAUCCCAAUGUCUCUUUAUUUGUUGAUCAUCAUGAGUUAUUCAUGAAAAGUGAUGAUAUAUACCUAUUUCUCAAUUGUCCAAUACACAGCACAACGACGCUGCA
Molecule: messenger RNA, 3202 nt
Organism: Tigriopus californicus
Lineage: Eukaryota; Metazoa; Arthropoda; Copepoda; Harpacticoida; Harpacticidae
Gene: Aplip1
Product: JNK-interacting protein 1-like
Exons: 9
Coding region: 954-2921 (655 amino acids)
Biological process (GO): regulation of JNK cascade
Cellular component (GO): cytoplasm
Molecular function (GO): protein binding
Source: RefSeq, a predicted model, not a curated record